AUGGCCAAUAUCGUCCGUCUCCCUUCUGGAGUCCGAUACCAUCUCGAUGUUGGAUUCGGUGGGGAUGGCCCAACCAGGCCAAUUCCACUUGUUUCUGGGGCAUCAGUCCAAAACCUGGGUACUCAAGAAGCACGCUUGCUGUACGACAACAUCUCCAAAGAAUCCCAGAGAAAGCAGAACCACUGGAUUUACCAGUGCCGCAAUGGUGUGGACAAGGAAUGGAACUCGUUCUACUGUUAUCCCGAUCUUGAGUUUUUCCAGGAGGAUUUUGAGGUGAUCAACCGAUUUGCAGCCUGGGAAUUUCUCAAGAGGGAUUUGAUCGUUACGGUCAAGUUCAUCAGAAACGGUGAAGAAGGAGAGAUUCUGCAGCAUCAAGAGACCCUUGUUCACAUCCCAGACGGACCAGACGAAGUGCAUAUCGCAGGGAAGAUCAUGCUAGUUAACAACGAGGUGAAGCUGAAUAUGGGGAGAAAGACCAAAGUCAUAGAAACACUGGAUACAGAAGCAGCUAGAAUGAAGGCUCUGCGGAAAUGGUUCUCGAUUUGUCUUGAUUGA
Aspergillus oryzae RIB40 is the source of this 555-nucleotide messenger RNA. RefSeq lists its product as uncharacterized. The coding region runs from base 1 to 555 and encodes 184 amino acids. The transcript has a single exon. Lineage: Eukaryota; Fungi; Ascomycota; Eurotiomycetes; Eurotiales; Aspergillaceae. Gene Ontology annotation, molecular function: acetyltransferase activity. The record is from RefSeq and is a predicted model, not a curated record.